This is a messenger RNA of Salmo salar (Atlantic salmon), 2774 nucleotides long. RefSeq lists its product as uncharacterized. The record is from RefSeq and is a predicted model, not a curated record. Lineage: Eukaryota; Metazoa; Chordata; Actinopteri; Salmoniformes; Salmonidae.
CACCAACCUGCCUCUCUGGAUGAAGGAAAGGGGGUGAGAAAGGGAAGCUGUUCCAAGAUUUUAUCAGCUGCUGAGUAGUGAGAGCCAGAUAGAGAGCACGUCUGGGAAUCGCUGCAGAUAGGAAACACAAGGACAGAGACAGGCAGACAGCUCACUGAGGAUGGUCAUCUUUUCGCAUGGCAGUCCACGUUUGGCUGGCAGAGGGUUUUGUUCAGUUGAUGUUGUCAUUACACAGGGAACUCUUCAUACAGAAACGGUCUUUGUGGCUGUUUUGUUAUUUCGUGUUGUAUAGCUAAGUUCACUUCAUGUCACCAUGCGUGACAAGAUAAUUGAAACUUUUUGAGCUCUCGCGGGUUGCCUGUGGGGAUCAAAGACUAGAAUCUUAUUGUGGAUCAUUUGACCGAAUAAAUAAUCAUUAUCUUAUCAUCACCUCAAACUCUUUGGCAAGGAAAGGAAAGACUGAAAUAAAUCUCCCUUAUCGCUAAGAGCUUAGCUCUUCUCUCGACUUUCCCCCGCGGUGUGAGCAACUGUCCUCUUGUAGUCCUUGCGUAGUGUGGUCGCUAAAUUGCUAAUAAUCAGUGUUUGUAAUGUAUUAUUAUUAUUUUUUAAGUUAAACGUUUUUUGUUAAAAGUUUUAACUUCAUUCAGACAGACAUAUCAAACACACCAUUUACUCCGACGUGGUGUACAGACAGGUUGUUAGGGUGUUAGUCUGCCACUAUGCAGCCUGAACGAGCACAUAAAGCUGUGUGUGGGCAGAGCCUGCUGUCCAUCGCCCUCAGGGUGUAUCUAAACAACAAGAACAGACUGCAGCCCAUCAUCGGUUUGAGCUACGUGACAGAGUGUGUGACGCUCGGCCGGGACUCUGAGGCGGUGUACCUGUGUGAGGUGUGUGUGUGUCGUCUCAGUAAGGCUGACGUCAGGAGCCACAUCAUGGGGAGUCUCCAUAGAUACAGAUACAUAAAAGUCGAUCACCCUCACUUUGUGUCAGAGUGGAAGCCGAGUCCUGACCUGUCAAUGCUGGCCCGGCCUCUUAUGGAGAUGGCUCAAAUACUAGAGAAGAGAGAAGGAACUGGGGACGUACAGGUGCUGGAGUUGGAUGCUGCCAUUUAUGAGGAGAUGACGUUGCACAGUGACAUCGAUGCUCUCAUCCUCUUGCAUGCCAUCAGGACUGGGCGGGAGCAGAGAAAUCUCAAGAGCCAAUCAGAGAAGCCAUCAGUCCAGUCGGAGUAUCUCGCCAUCCGAUCACAGAGAACCAUUAUAUCACCUCAGAGGCUCUACGUCCAACCUGAGAAGCCUGUUGUCCAGAUUGAUAACCGAACUGUCCUAUGGAAGAGUCCGACUGCCCGGAGGAACUCAUCUGGCCAAUCAGAGAAGUCCCCUAUAUUGCGGCAGAGUGUUUCUGUCCAAUCACAACUCAGCUCGGGGAAGGAGGAGAGGUUUUUCCAUGAAACCAAGCCUCUGAUUGGUGCUUCACUAAAGUGUCCUGCGUCAGCGUUACCAUGGCAGCAUGACCCCUCUCUUUCACCGACCCCUGAUUAUGUCACAGAUGGAGGUCAGACAUCACUGGGUGGUUCUGAGGAGGCGGGACUACAGGGGGUUGCAUCGAAGGUGAUUCGCUGUGAGCCGGUGUUCAAGGUGAUUCUGUCUAUGACUGACGGUCCCCUGCUGCUGGAGAGGAACUCCUUCAGCCUGGAAACCUCCCUUUCACACUCCUUACCCCUUCACUCCCCACCAUAGAUGCCUCCACCCAGCCCCAUCCCACACCCAUCCCACAUUCUGUCAGAUCAACUGACAGAAUGUACCAAACAGGAGAAAGAUCAACUGACAGAAUGUACCAAACAGGAGAAAGAUCAACUGACAGAAUGUACCAAACAGGAGAAAGAUCAACUGACAGAAUGUACCAAACAGGAGAAAGAUCAACUGACAGAAUGUACCAAACAGGAGAAGGGACAACUGACAGAAUGUACCAAACAGGAGAAAGAUCAACUGACAGAAUGUACCAAACAGGAGAAGGGACAACUGACAGAAUGUACCAAACAGGAGAAGGGACAACUGACAGAAUGUACCAAACAGGAGAAGGGACAACUGACAGAAUGUACCAAACAGGAGAAAGAUCAACUGACAGAAUGUACCAAACAGGAGAAGGGACAACUGUAUGCUACAGGAGCGAGGCUAACUGACUGUUAGUUGAUGGAGAAAGAGGAACAAUGCAGAGCUGAAACUCAGGAAGGAGUUGGAGGGGGAGAAAUGGGGGUCAUGGGGGAGGAAAGCUGAGAGAGAGGGAGGUAAACUCUGGCUUUCACCACCAACAGUAUUUUCAAGGCCAGCCUCCACAACGGAACCAGGCGCAGGGGUUUACAGAAGCUCAGGUUGACACAGCAGCUCUCAGACAUGACAUAGCACUUCAUAGGGAUCAGGCAGGGCCAUUCCUUCACAGAGGAGACAUGAGCAUUCGUAUGGGUGACAUAGCAGGUGCAGUUGUGUGAGUUCAGAGGUCAGAGUUCAGAGGAGCGUGGUCCUACAGAGCCAAACAGCUGACCCCUGACACCUAUAGAACAGGUCCGCAGGGUUACGAGACACACCCUGGUCCUUACCCAGAGGGCCACAGAAUGAACCGUGACCCUUACCGAGUUUGUUUCUGAUGGGAUCAGAACCAACCCUGGCCCACACCUCUUUCCCACUAACCCUAUCGGGUUCAAACCCCAGCCCCUCCCGUACACUCGCUAUCCACUCACCCAGGGGAUUGCACCCCAUCCAUACCUUGAUCCUUUC